GUGUAACUGUGUGGAACCACAUAAUCCCAGCAAUGAUACAUUGAAGGAAUGGAAGGAGUCCAAUAUUUCUGCCUCGGACAUAAUUUGGGAGAAUCUAACUGUCUCAGAAUGCAAAUCAUUGCAUGGAGAGUAUGUUGGACGAGCCUGUGGCCAUGAUCAUCCAUAUGUUCCAGAUGUAUUAUUUUGGUCAGUGAUCCUGUUCUUUUCCACAGUUACUCUGUCAGCCACGCUGAAGCAGUUCAAAACUAGCCGAUAUUUUCCAACCAAGGUUCGAUCCAUAGUGAGUGACUUUGCUGUCUUUCUUACAAUUCUGUGUAUGGUUUUAAUUGACUAUGCCAUUGGGAUCCCAUCUCCAAAGCUACAAGUACCAAGUGUUUUCAAGCCCACCAGAGAUGAUCGUGGCUGGUUUGUUACACCCUUAGGUCCAAAUCCAUGGUGGACAGUAAUAGCUGCUAUUAUUCCAGCUUUGCUUUGUACUAUUCUAAUUUUUAUGGAUCAACAAAUUACAGCUGUCAUCAUCAAUAGAAAAGAGCAUAAGCUAAAGAAAGGUUGUGGGUACCAUCUGGAUCUAUUAAUGGUAGCUGUCAUGCUCGGUGUGUGCUCCAUCAUGGGCCUGCCAUGGUUUGUGGCUGCCACAGUCCUCUCCAUCACUCAUGUCAAUAGCCUAAAACUGGAAUCAGAAUGUUCAGCUCCAGGAGAACAACCCAAAUUUCUUGGCAUUCGGGAGCAAAGAGUUACUGGACUUAUGAUUUUCAUUCUUAUGGGUUCAUCAGUCUUUAUGACCAGUAUUCUAAAGUUUAUUCCCAUGCCAGUGCUAUAUGGAGUGUUUCUUUAUAUGGGUGCUUCAUCUCUAAAGGGAAUCCAGCUCUUUGAUAGAAUAAAGCUUUUCUGGAUGCCUGCAAAACAUCAACCAGAUUUUAUAUAUCUAAGGCAUGUACCACUUCGAAAAGUCCAUCUCUUCACAAUUAUUCAGAUGAGUUGCCUUGGCCUUUUGUGGAUAAUAAAAGUUUCAAGAGCUGCUAUUGUCUUUCCUAUGAUGGUAUUGGCCCUGGUAUUUGUAAGAAAGCUGAUGGACUUCUUGUUUACCAAACGGGAGCUCAGCUGGUUGGACGAUUUAAUGCCUGAGAGUAAGAAAAAGAAACUAGAAGAUGCUGAGAAAGAAGAAGAACAAAGUAUGCUAGCCAUGGAAGAAGAGGGCACAGUACAACUCCCAUUGGAAGGGCACUACAGAGAUGAUCCAUCUGUGAUCAAUAUUUCUGAUGAAAUGUCAAAGACUGCCUUGUGGAGGAAUCUUCUGAUUACUGCCGAUAAUUCAAAAGACAAGGAGUCAAGCUUUCCUUCUAAAAGCACUGAAAGCCGAAAAGAGAAGAAAGCUGACUCAGGGAAAGGUGUUGACAGGGAGACUUGUCUAUGACUUGGUCUUCAAUUUAUUUUUUACAUAUAUAUGAGAAGAGUGUCACAAUUAUUAAUAAAACUGCUUUGAUCAUGUAUUGUAAAUUCUGUCUCUCAUCCCAAAUCCACCUUCAUACUGUAAGUAGUAAAAUACUUGUUUUGUUUCUAUGUUUAAACUUCUGAGCAGUGAAACACCCUUGUGAGCAGAUACACUAGCUAAUGCAAGAAUCUGUGUGUUCCUUGCCGUAUGUCAGACAUUUGUAAACACUGGAUUCUCAUUGUCAGUUUUAUGAGAGCAAUAGCUUCCUUAAAGAAAUAAGUCAUAUUUAUCUAGUUUGUAUUUUCCUACUUCAGUGACCUGAAGAUGCCUGAUAAUUUCAUUCAGAAGAAUUUUGAAAGGUAGUCUUACUUCUUUUUAUUUUUGAUAGCUUAGAAUUAGUGACUUAUUUCAAAAGACCCAAAUCAAAAGACCCAAAUCAAAAAGGUUAGUUUGAAAGCAUUUUUAAAUAAUUGUAUUUAUGCAUUUCCUUGAUUUAAUAUGAUAUAUUUAAUACUUAACAAUUUAUAUGUAACUGAAGCAAAGUCAUUUGAAAAAAAUAUGUAGAAACUUGUUCACAAAGAAUCAGACAUAAGGUCAAGUAGUAUUUGCUUAAAAUUAAAGUUGUAACUACAUGAUCAAAUACUAGGCUUGUAUGAAAUGCUUUAGAAAAACUUUGUAACAGUUUUGUGGGAUUUUCAAUAUAAACCUUUGUCAUAAAUGUGAUAAGUUUCUCACCCAAUGACAACAAUGUUUUCCAAAUAAACCUAUGAUAUACACACUGGUGGAAUACCACGUGGUGAAUCAUUGUACCUGAAACUCCACUUCUGUACAGUUAUCCUACUGCUAAUGGUCAUGCACUGCUUAAUGUUGGUCCUGAAUCAUGUGCUAAUGUUUGACCAACAAGUCUCCAAUUGUUAUUAUUUUCUGCAAAGUUUUUUUCACUUUUUAAUUAAAUGCAUGUUGUGGAAAAACAAUCUUUGAAAUGAAAAUUUCAGAUUCUGUUCGAGAAGAUUCUGUAGCUAUGGCAGUCCAUAUGAAAUAAUCCACCUUUACCAAGCUUAUACAAGAGGAAGGAAUGCUAAGAAGUUUUGAGCAUUCCUAAAGAUACAAUUAUGUCAUUUCAUUUUAGAUGAACUUGAAGUUCAAAGACUAAAUAUAAUUGUGCUCCUGGUUUCUAAGAAUGAUUAUGAUCAUCAACUUUAUAAUACUUCAGUAUUCAAUUUUACAAUAAUUCAGUGCCCUGUGGCUUUUACUGACUAUUAAUUAUGUACUCUGUGUAUAAAUGCACAUGAAAAGUGAAAAAAGUCCUCUUGUGACUAAGCUAAUGAGAGAAAACAUCAACAAAGUCUCCAUUAGGUUCAAUAUUUUGAUACCUUUUAAAAAUUCCCCUAACAAUUCUUUAAGGAGUCUUUUUAAAAAAUGGAACAUUAGCCUAAAAAUUAUGGGAAAAAUAAUUUACAGUUAAUAAAGUUUGUAUUUUUAAAUGCUGAAAAAAAAUACAGAAACUUUUCUGUUCCACAUGUGUUGCCUUUGUGUAUUUUAUAUUACAAAUGCCGCAUUGUAAACAUUUCCAUUGUUUUAUGAUUUAGCCAGUCAGUUCCCAAAGCAGCCUCUUAGUAUUUUAAUAUAUUAACAACCAUUCUGUUAAAAAAUGAUCAUAGUGAAUUAAAACCUUCACAUGAUCACCUAUUUGAAUAAGCAAUCAUAUCCAAUGAAAUUCUGUAUUUUGGAGUAUUUUUAUAGUUAUUUUGUUCUUGUGUGAAUUUUAAUGCUAUCCCUGUGUUAAUCCUAAUAUUUUGAAAUCAUAUAAAAUAUAAGAAAAAUGUAGUAUUAUAUAUUCACUCCUAAUUUCAGAUUCCUGGUCAAAAUUACUGAAUAUCUCGAAUGUAAUUUAGUGCAAAGUUUAAGUAAUGUGUAAAUGUGACUAGGAUAUUGUGUUUUUCACAAAUGAAAAAUGUUACGUGGAAAUAAAUAUUUAUCCUAACUAAUUUCCUUGCACAUUUUAAA
Messenger RNA from Carlito syrichta (Philippine tarsier), 3439 nucleotides. RefSeq names its product solute carrier family 4 member 10 (gene SLC4A10). Lineage: Eukaryota; Metazoa; Chordata; Mammalia; Primates; Tarsiidae. Gene Ontology annotation, molecular function: solute:inorganic anion antiporter activity; sodium:bicarbonate symporter activity. Gene Ontology annotation, biological process: monoatomic anion transport; bicarbonate transport; regulation of intracellular pH. The record is from RefSeq and is a predicted model, not a curated record. Gene Ontology annotation, cellular component: plasma membrane; basolateral plasma membrane. The annotation marks the transcript as partial. The transcript is spliced from 11 exons.